Molecule: messenger RNA, 1290 nt
Organism: Cantharellus anzutake
Lineage: Eukaryota; Fungi; Basidiomycota; Agaricomycetes; Cantharellales; Hydnaceae
Exons: 6
Coding region: 1-1290 (429 amino acids)
Source: RefSeq, a predicted model, not a curated record
AUGACACGCAUCAGCAGGAACUGGAAAGCGGUCGCUGAACGUGCGAUGUAUCGCAUUGUUUCACUUGAGGACAAUACAAUCGCACUGGGUUUCUUCCAAUCGGUCAUCGCUCGGCCAAUUGCGGGGAUCACUUGGGAUUUGGGAUUGCUCUCAAGGGUAUUGACGCUCUGUCCCAACAUCUUACAAUUACGGCUUAGCAUCACGCCAAGACUGCACAAAGCUUUCACACCACCCCACCGAAAAUAUACAAGACCCCUUCAACGUCUCCAGAUUUCUCCAAGAAGUCGCGGCGAAGCGAAGCCCGUGGCAAUGCCCAGCUUAGGGCUGACUGGCCCAUGCGAGGUUGUUAAAGCCCUAGUCCCAGGCAGACCGGUACGAGAUGUCAGACUGAUAUGGUGUGAAGAGGAUGGGAAACUUCUCGGGGCAUUGACCGCGCUCGGGCAGUCGACCAGUCCAGUUUCCACGCUUACAAUCCAAUCUGUGGACCUACUGGAUGAAAAGGCCAUCGUUUUCACUGGACAUGACCUUCCGUGCCUUGAAUACCUCAGCAUCGUUUCCCCUUAUUUCCAGCUUCCGGACGACGACGUUGUGAUGGUCCUCCAACGGAGCCUUGAAGGACUUCCGUGCCUGAAAGAGCUCAAGAUAAUGGUCCCGUAUUUGCCAAACGAGAAAUGGCGAUCUUUCAUAUCAACUUGUGAGACGCCGAUCGUGGUUCUUGGAUGGAAAGUAGAGAUAUGCUGGGACAUAGAUGGGUGGGUGUCUUACAUCAAAAGAUCGACACGAGUUCAGCGUGUUUUGUCGGUCAUGUCCAGAUCCUUGCCGGCUGCUCAGAACACUGGGAACCAGUUUGUGACUGUGCUGUACUUUGCAGCUACUCAAUCCGCAACAGGUCUCCACACCGAGAUGAUUCCUUUCCCAGAUACUUCACUCACACUUGGUCAGCUCGCUCGUCUUCCAGCGGAACGUCACCCUGCUCUACAGGAUGUCUUGAACGAGAGUUCGUGGAGUGUGGAUGCUGAGAUGAACGGGAUGGUGAAGAAGUCGCUGUCAUUUGCCCAGUAUCUGGUGAAAUCGACCCAAGGAACGGGCGCCAUGCUGCACCACCCAAGGGAACAGGGGAGCGCGAUCGACCUGGAGCACGCGGAAGAGGCGGAGCAAAUCAUCUAUGGAAUCAAAUCGGCAAAAACCACAUACAGCUCAGACCCGAAUCCGGGGACAGGCAAUGGUGCAAAUGCAGAAAAAAGACCAUCAUUAGGAAGCAGGGGAAUCAUGGGAAACAGAAUAGAAUAA